This is a messenger RNA of Diutina rugosa, 3039 nucleotides long. RefSeq names its product Bem3p (gene BEM3). Gene Ontology annotation, molecular function: phosphatidylinositol binding. Gene Ontology annotation, biological process: signal transduction; regulation of GTPase activity. Bases 1 to 3039 code for a protein of 1012 amino acids. The record is from RefSeq and is a predicted model, not a curated record. The transcript has a single exon. Lineage: Eukaryota; Fungi; Ascomycota; Pichiomycetes; Serinales; Debaryomycetaceae. Gene Ontology annotation, cellular component: cytoplasm.
AUGGACAGACAGGGAGUGCGGUUGCUGCUGACAGCAGACGUACCGCCGCUGGAUCCACGGUUCGACAGGUCACACUUGCGCGAUGACCAGUAUAUUGAAUGCCUCUUGGACGAGAUCCAAUCCUUGCGACGCGCUGUGUCUCAAAGAGAUGAAGUGAUAAGUCAACUACGCGAGAGCAUUGGCCAAUCAAAUAAUAGCAAAGCUCCUGAGCUAAUUGUCGACGACGUGCCAAUACGCCUGGCUGGUAGACGUCGCGCUUCAAGGUCGGAGUCUCAGCCUCGCGAACUGAACGAACACCCUUAUCGACUUUCGGCAACAUCUACCGCCCUGAAACACGCCGAGUCAUUGGUCCUGGAUGACUUAGACCUUGAGCAAGUUAAACUGAAUCCGUCUGUAGGCCUGCUGGUAUUUCUGCCAACGAUUCCUACGGAGCUGCAGUUUGAACAACGCGGUGACGCUACUCAUCCCACACUCAAACAACUGACACUGACCAACCUGGUCAGUUCAUACAAACUGCGUAUUCGCCUUCCAUACACUUUACAAAAUCGCCUGGGCGAUGAUUGGCGCCGACUGCAAGGUGAAGGCAAUCGCUCCAACGUCGAUCUCUCACGGGGAUCGCUGGAGCCCCCCAAACUGCCACUCCUUGAACCUCAACCGCGCCAACUUCUGACGUCGCUGAUAAUAAGCGAGGAAGAUGGUGAUCUGACGCCUAAGCAGCAGUUUGCGUCUCUACCUCAUAGCGCCAGUACAGCUCAUAUCUCCCCGAUUCCAUCAUCGGGAAUUGAUGUCAUUGAACAAGCGGAAAGCCCUCAGCGAGAAGCUGUACGUCAACGACUUGCUGAGCCCCCAUCAAUCGUUGGUUUCAACCGAAAUUCACUACCAAGUGUUAAGCUGCCUGCUUUGGCAAACUUUCCUCUUGACGCCGGCGCUGGGCGCCGCACGUCUCAGCAACUGACACCACAGGCACCUAACACCCCGGAAGCAUUUGGCCGUCGCCAAAAUCGAGACCUGCUUGCAGACGAAUUAAAUCUGGUGAAUUCACCCCUGAGUUUUCAACCGAAUAUGGGACCAGAAUCGCUAAGAACACCUACUCUGAGUCUGUUCAAUACUAAGCUGCAAGGCCUGUUUCAUGUAUUGUCUCUGCCGCAGCCAGAGCAAGACGCAGAGCUGUUGCUAAUAAAACCUGAUGACUUUCACACUAUCUAUCUUAACGUUGUUCUGACGUAUCUGGUGAAUCGCGACAACCACAUCACCCUGCCACUGCUGAAACGUCGCGACGACAUUAAUUUCACUGUUGCCGUUACAGACAGAGACAGCGACAAAGAAAUGUGGCGUAUUCGGAAGCUGUACACCCAAGCAAUGCAAUUCGAUUCCGAAAUUCGUCCAAUCGUCGAAGUAUUUGGCCUUCCUAUACUUCCAGACAAAAACUUAUUUCUCCUGAGUCAACCCAGCAAAGUGGAUCAGAGACGCCAGCAACUUCAAGAUUACUUUAACUCUUUGUUCACAUUCCCGCAUAUUCCUCAAAUGAUAUUAUUCAAGAUUUGUCGGUUUCUCUCGCUUGAUUUUGUCAAUCCACUCGAUGAUCACAAGAGUGGGGCCCGCAAGGAAGGUUAUCUUCUCAGACGGUACAAAGGUUUAGGUCUGAACUGGCGAAUCAGAUGGUGCCAGGUUGAUGGACCAAUGUUGGAAAUUUACGAUUACCCAGGAGCCCCUCUUUCGGAAUCCAUCAAACUCACAGGUGCCCAGAUUGGUCGUCAAAAUCUGGAUCAAGUUGCUGAUGAUAAAGGUUAUCGUCAUGCGUUUUUGAUCAUGGAAUCCCGAGCAAACACUCGCAUGUCAAACCUUCCCAAGCAUUUCUUUUGUGCGGAAACUGACGAAGAGCGAGAUGAAUGGGUUGAUGCUUUACUUGAAUUCAAUGAGCUAGAUGAUAAAUUGCAAUCCCCUAAACUGGAGGUGGCACCGGUUAAUGAAGACACUCCCCCACCAGCUUAUUCGGAGGAUGUUGACACUUUGAAUCUGAAAAGUCUGCGCAGUCGUGAUCCACGUGACACCAGCGUUGAUAGUAUUGGAACUUCUUAUGUUGGAUACAGUGAUAAGGAGUCUCUGACGCUGUAUCUGACGACUUUAGGGCCAGUUGAAGACGAACCCAUCAUACAGAAGAAAAAGAAAAAGAGCAUAUUUCCAUUUUCUCGCUAUCUUACUUCAAGUGGCCCAGAUGAGGUUCAGGUACCGCCUGCACUGCCAUACCAAUCGAAUUCACCAAUUGUGCAACCCAGCUCCCAAAUUAACGGUCAAAGUUCAAUUCCUCAAGCUCCUCCGAUGCAAAGCAACUCCAUGCAGCAAUAUAUUGAGCAACUCAACCAGGAAGACGGUAACGCCAUUGCUCGAAUUUUUGGAGGCGAAUUAAGCGAUGCAUAUAAGCUUCUGAAGCGUGAAGUUUUUGGACGCUUCACUCCGGCCAUCAUUGCACGCAGCAUAGAGUAUCUCAUUAAAGUUGGUGCUUUAUAUGAGGAAGGAAUUUUUCGCUUAUCUGGUCUGGCCCUCUGCAUCCGGCAGUUGAAAGAUCAAUUCAACCUGCAUUUUGACGUUGAUUUUGCUACAUGCGAACCUCGCCCCGACAUGCACACCGUCGCUCUGCUUCUUAAGACGUACUUGCGUGAGUUGCCAGCCCCAAUACUUGGACUUCAGUGCUUCAAUCAUUUAAACGGUAUUGUUCUCCACAACCCUAACAUCUCACCGCUGCAACUCGCACUUCAAUUUCGUGAUUAUUUCAAUGACACCAAUAAUGUUGAUGAGGUUCAUUACAACACCUGCUAUGUGAUUUUCAGAUUUUUGCAAUUGGUUAUUUCCCACUCGCAACAUAAUCGCAUGAAUUUGCGCAAUGUCUGUAUUGUAUUUGUGCCAACGUUGAAUGUUACGUUAGAGGUAUUGCUGACGUUUUUGAUUGAUUUUGCAUGCAUUUUUGAGGGGGCUGCUCCAGUACCUGACCAUUCACGAGAAAUUUUGGAUGUUAACAUUCCGAAUUUCCCCAACAGAUAG